CUCAACAUGUGGAAAGCACUGGCUGUUCUCGCCGUUCUGGGUGUGUCCCGGCUGGCAUGGCUCGUCUACCGCCGCGCCGUCGUCAAAGCUCCACUACGGAACCUCCCUGGCCCACCGUCGACAUCGUGGCGGACAGGCCACUUGUCCCACUUGUACAAUCCCGCCGGGAUGUCCUGGCACCACGAUCUCACGCAGAACUACGGGAGCGUCGUCAAAAUUAACGGAAUCAUGGGGGUUCGUGUCACAGGAUUGUCUUAUGCAGCAAUGAGCUCAUCAUAGUCGUUCAGGACGAGCACUUGUACGUUGCCGAUCCGCUCACAAUCCACGUCUCAGGGGCAACAGCGUCAUCUUCGGCGACGGUCUGCUCUCGACGGUGACCGACCACCAUCGGAACCAGCGUCGCAUCCUCAACCCGAUCUUCUCCAGCAAGAACAUGCGCGAGCUCUGUCCGGCUGUGUUUGAGGUCGCCAACAAAGUCAGUCGCGUCAUACUUGCUUCCUGACUCCCCUGUCUGACUCCCCUGCUACUCCCAAGAUGGUCCAUCUCAUCAACGUAAAGACCAGAUCCCGCCCCGCCGAAAUGGACAUGCUCGAUCUCAUCAUGAGGACUGCGCUCGAGGUCAUCGGACAGGGUGGACUCGGCCACUCCUUCGAGGCGCUCGAGGAGGACCGCGAUCCCAACACCGCCUUCCGGACAGCACUACGAGGCCUGAUUCCGACCAUCUUCUCGCUGCAGAUCGAGCGCCAAGUUCUGCCGUUCAUCCUCAAGAUCGGCACACCUGGCUUCCGCCGCUGGCUCGUCGACGUCACACCCAGUCGUAGGUUGCACAAGCUGCGCGACAUCGUCGACGAGAUGCACAGCACGACGCUGGCGAUCUUCGAGUCCAAGAAGAAGGCGAUGCUGAUGGGUGACGAGAAGGUGCUGGAACAGGUCGGACACGGGCGCGACAUCGUCAGCAUUCUGAUGCGAGCCAUGCACGGCGCUUCGACACAAGACGUGAUGCCCGACGCAGAAGUCCUGGCCCAGUUGACGACGCUCGUUUUCACAUCACACGACACAACUUCCUCGACGAUCGCCCACAUUCUCCACCUCCUCUGCAUCUAUCCCGACGUGCAAGACCGUCUCCGCGCCGAAAUCAAGAAUGCACUGGACACAUGGGAGAGAGAGCACGGGAACCGCGAGCUCGGAUACGACUUGCUCAUGGAGCUACCGUUCCUCGAGAACGUCUGCCGGGAGACUCUAAGAUUGCAUGCCGCAGUGACCUUCAUGACUCGCACAGCCCGCUCCGCUUCUGUUCUUCCUCUGCUCUAUCCGCUGACCGGCACUGACGGCAAGACCAUCACCGAGAUUCCCGUCGCUGAGAACCAGAACGUGCACAUUGGGAUCGCAGCGGCGAAUCGCGACCCGAAGAUCUGGGGUCCCGACGCGAACGAAUGGAAACCCGAUCGGUGGGCAAACGGUGUGCCCAAGAGCGCCGCCAACGCGCAUCUGCCGAGCAUCUACGCCGGCACGAUGAGUUUCCUCGGCGGCGGGCGCGCCUGCAUCGGCAUCAAGUUCGCACAGUUGGAAAUGAAAGUGAUGAUCUGUGUUCUGCUCGACAACUUCCGGCUCAGUCUCCCGAAGGAAGAGAUCAUAUGGAAGCUGGCGAACAUCCAGAUGCCAUGGACCGAGAGUUCUGCGGGCCCUGCCAUGCCGUUGACGUUGGAACGGCUGUGAUUCUGACUAUGUAUAGCACUGUUGUUGCGACGAGACGAAUCUGUACCCGGAUCUGCUAUCAGAUGCGUAGAACACGUAUAAGAGAAGAAAGCACCUGGUGGUGGGCUGCUCCCCAACCAUGUCUGCCCCAACCCUCGCUCCUGUCCGAUGCGUGGUGACCGGCCUGAGUGACAAUGGCGCAGACGUCUUCACCGCCGACGGGGCCGUGCCAGUAAGCACCCGCCCCAAUGGCACGAACAUCUCGUUCGUCUACGCUGUACCGUCGUUGCCCGCCAACAACCGCGACACGAAAGAUUGGGCCGCGGAGGAGCGUGCCGGUCGGAACUGGAACGGCCUCAAGGAUCUCUUCGACGUGCCCGGGAUGACCUGCCGCGUGAUGGACAUGGCACCCGGUGCCCAAGGCCCUCUCCACCGGACAAACACCUUCGAUCUUGCCAUCGUCACGCACGGGCGCAUCACGUUGACGCUCGACGAGGAGGGGCGGGAGACGAAAACCGUGGACGCGGGGGACAUCAUCGUGCAGCGCGGAACAAACCACAAGUGGAUAAACCCGAGCGAGGACGAGUGGGCACGGAUGGUGUUUGUCGUCACGAAUGCUGCGACUCAGGAGCGCGAACCUGGCGAAGUGUAGUCGUAUAGCCGUAACAUUGCAAACGUGUAACAAAGCGUUCAAGGCAGACCCUGUAUCCUGUCACACGCGGCAGGGGAAUCUGUAGACUCGCGCCAGUCGCUAUUUCACACGCUGAAUAGCCCAAAAAGGAAACACGUGGCAUUCCAUCAUCUUGACUUAUCACCCGGAGAGACUGGUUUCAUCUAGGAACUUCGUCUGCAGCCCGCAAACCAUCUCUAGUCUGUGAAAACAGAUGGAUCUACUCCAGAUCCACCUUGUAGUUUCACACACCUGACGCACCACCUAAUGUAUUCGCACCUGCUCUCAGCGCUCAACGUCCCAGACCUCUGCAGUUGUGACAUUACGCGCAAGUAGACAACUCCAUAAUACUCUUACGGCCGUCGACGCAUUGACCACCAGGUAUUUAUGUCUUGAGAUUGAGGUUACGCACAAUAUGGACCACUUGCGAAGCCAUGAUCACAGACGCCGAGAAGCAUGGGCUACUUGAACUUGGGUCAUGCUGCUUCUCCGACUAUCACAAUGCGUAUAUGACCGGGAGUUCUCUCUGUUCCACUCCGCAGACUAGUGCUCGUUUCAGCGUUUGCCUCGAUCCACCUGCCCCAGAAUUGACAGGCCAGCUAUGACCGACAUUUCUUCCACACGUAAGCACACCGAACGGCUAUGCCGAUUGAAGCAAACGACCAAGAGUAAAGAUCCUUCUCGCAUAGAGCGAUGUGUAGUUCAUAUCGUCGCGGCCCUCCGAAAUUAAUUCGUGUAACUUAGACUGACCACUGGAAAAGACCGCCCAAGUCACUCGUUCGAUCUGUGCAGUCUGUUCACGAUCCUGUCAUCUAAUCUUGUAGGCAGAAUUUCCUGCAACUAUAAGUGCCUCACACAUGACUGAGUCUUUCGGUGAUUGGGAAUGUUCGCUGCUACCCUCCGCAUGGAAGAAAUGAGAGGCAAAGGCGACCUCGAUAGAGAUUCAACCAUCUAAUCGUAUCAUUG
Molecule: messenger RNA, 3331 nt
Organism: Mycena citricolor
Lineage: Eukaryota; Fungi; Basidiomycota; Agaricomycetes; Agaricales; Mycenaceae
Source: the annotation of a GenBank genome assembly